CUAUGCUGGAAACUAAACACCUCUGAGUAUGUCUGUUAUAGGCACAGUUUCUUGGAAAAAAAAUUAAUAUCAGAAACUUAUAAAGAAGAAGCGGUUUUUGUUGCGCUCAAGAGUAUGGGAGAAACCAUGAGAGGGCUAAAGAGCACAGAGGAUCACCAAGACAAGAGCAAGGGAAGAGGUGAAAGAUCAUCACCAGCUAUCUCUUCCCAGAAACUCUCGUGCUUCGACUUGAACGAAGAAGCAACCUUUGACGAGCACGAUGGCCUUGCCAAGGAGGAUGACCUCACUUCUGAUGAAGAUGACAACGAUGGCAAUAGAGAUGCUCAAAAUGAUCCUGGAAAUGGGAGUACUGAGCGUGCUGAGACUACGAAAGCAGUGAGGCAAUAUGUGAGAUCGAAGAUGCCUCGGCUACGAUGGACACCCGAGCUACAUUACUCCUUUGUCCGAGCUGUGGAAAGGCUUGGAGGACAAGAAAGAGCCACUCCGAAGUCGGUUCUUCAGCAAAUGAAUGUGAAGGGACUCAGCAUUAACCAUGUCAAGAGUCACUUGCAGAUGUAUCGAAGCAAGAAGCUUGAUGAGGCCGGGCAAGUAAUGCGUGGUUAUGGAUCGAUGCGACUAAGAGACCACAAUAUCACUAGAAAGAUUCAUCAAAUGACUGGUUCUCGCCAUCACUUCAGGAUGGAGAAUGGAAGAAUUGUUCUAGCCAGAAACUAUUGUGGUGACCGCAAUUAUUCGGAUUCAGACUUCUCAAGGCGGUUACCAUUGGCUUUCGACGAUCAUGCCCAUAAAGCAGAAGCUCUAUUUCACCGCUGGAGAAAGUUGACGGGUAUGAAACAGGUCUAUGCAAUUGAUAAGUACACGAAAUUCGGCCCGACUAGACCUGCUUGGCUUCUCAAGGAAAAGAGGUGGCCUCCGGAAAGAGCAAUUACAAAUCAAUGGAGGAAUGAAAAGAUUUCAAGCAGCAUUUGGGCUAACAGCUAUUCGCAACCGCAUCAUCACUCUCAUUUUAAUGCACAAGGCAUCCGGAGAAAGCCGUGUGGAUUUCAUGCGGGGGCUUACAACUCCGACAUGCUUGAUCCAAUACUCAAGUCCAACACACUCGAGCCGAAGUCAGAGCCUCCAUUUCAGAUCAAGCUAAACCAGCAGAGCGUGUCAAGGGGCAAGGAAUGGUUGAUUGAUUUACAGCUGAGGCUAAGCCAGGGAAUUGAAGAUCCCUAUGAGCAGACUAAAUACAGCAGCCACCAGGAGAUUUGCACAAAGCUGUGUCUUUCUUGAUUCCUUUUGUCCAAAGAGCUCUUCAAAAUUUAGAAGUGAUAUGAAGAAUUGCCAGGAGAAGAGCACAACUUAUAACCAGAGUGAAAAAAUAUGAUUGAGUACUUAAAUUGGAUCUUAUCUACUUAAGGUGAAUAUUUAAGGGUGAGAGCUAUUUAAGUGCUUAAUA
Messenger RNA from Rhodamnia argentea, 1441 nucleotides. RefSeq lists its product as uncharacterized. The transcript has 7 exons. The record is from RefSeq and is a predicted model, not a curated record. Bases 115 to 1275 code for a protein of 386 amino acids. Lineage: Eukaryota; Viridiplantae; Streptophyta; Magnoliopsida; Myrtales; Myrtaceae. Gene Ontology annotation, molecular function: DNA-binding transcription factor activity; DNA binding.